This is a messenger RNA of Enterobius vermicularis (human pinworm), 2889 nucleotides long. Lineage: Eukaryota; Metazoa; Nematoda; Chromadorea; Rhabditida; Oxyuridae. The record is from the annotation of a GenBank genome assembly.
AUGAAAGCUCUCAAGAUCCAGUUAAAACCUCUUUCUGUCUCGUCGAAGUCUCAAGCUGAGGUCUCUCAAGAAGAAAUUAAUAAAUUAUUUGCUGCUGACGAUGGGGGAACGAAGUCAGCCGCACCAUUAACUCGUAGAAAAGGUGGCUAUAGUAUGAAUCGAGUUGAGUUGAUAGGAGGUAUUGCUAACGAUGUAAGAGUGCGGACAGGAAAGAACGGCAAAGAAUUUGUAGGAAUAACUUUGGUUACAAACCGUGCCUUCCGUUCUUCUUCCGGGGAACUCUUGGAACAGGGACCAGAAUUCCAUUCCGUUGUUUUCUUUGUCGGCAUUGACUUAGCAAAACGCGAGCUUUCAAAAGGUAAACGGAUUUAUUUAAGCGGCAGGUUACAUUACACGCCAGUUAUUCUGGCUGAUGGGACGAAGUCGAAUCGGGCUACGGUUGUAGCAGACAAUUUCCAUGUCAUUCAUCAAACGAGUAGGGCAAGUGCUGAAGAGGACUUCACUGUUGAUGACAGUCUCUUGAAGAAUAAGAAGCAGAAGACAUUCGAUUUCCAUGAGGCAUCAGAGACGGCACGCAACCGCCGUGAGCAGAAGGAGGUGUGGGAAUGUGGUUGCUGUUUUGCUGGGAAUCCGGGAUCAGAUGGUUCUUCGCGCGAACGGAGCGCGUCAUGCAAUUGCUGCAAGAUAAGCCCGUCAUCAUGUCCCGUUUUGAAUCCUAGGAAGGAUUUUACCCUGAAGGACCUGUACACAGGACAGUUGAGCCUGAAGGAUCAGAGAGUCUAUCGUUCAAAUGAUAAGUUUGGGAGUGCAUCUAAACUUCGAAAAAUGCAUAGAAACAAAGAAGUUGAAAGCAUUCGUUCGCCACCAGAGAAUAUGCACGGAGAAGUUGCCACAAAUCUGGACUGUAUUGCUGUGUGUAAUUGUUCCACUCCAAACGUCACCGCUGGAGAAAGCUUAAGAUUUGGAGAAACUACUGUACUGGUAAAAGUCGUACAUGUGACGUGGUUUUUGCUAAGGAUUCUUCAGAUAAAGUCAGCUAAAAUUGAUCCUUCUUUACUAUGCACGCAAAUUUUUGGUAUUGAAUUAUACACAGAACUGAGAAACACUUCCGUAUGUAUACUGUUCGAAGAGAUUUGCAGAGAAAUUGGUAGCCGUCAGUCACGUCUAUCACUGAUGUAUAUCCUUAAUUUACGCAUCCCUAAGAGAGUGGUCAAAAAUGUUGGCGGUCUAAUAAGAAAUGCUGUGACUUAUGGGCAGUUCCGAUCGUAUUUACGAGCAGUGCUUCUGUUCCUCCUUCCAGUUAAAAUUCUUGGAAAGGCGAAUUUUUUAACUGUUAUUGAUGCUGCAGCAAAGAAUCUUUUUAAUCUUUGCAGGCAUGAAGCGAUCUGGCCGAAAAAAAUUUUUUUGAGAUGCUUAAAGAUCUCAAAAGUGGAUUGGCUACGGGUAGUUCGAAAUUUUGCAAUUAAAAGUACUCUUUUCCAGAGGGUUAUAGCGUGGAUAAUAUGGAUUGCCGCUGCUGUUACGAGAGCAACAUUCUAUGUUACGGAGGACAGUUCGAGAAGCACACUUGUUUUUUACCGGAAGGAUAUUUGGAGGAAGAUUGAAACAGAAGAAUUUCAAAGGCUUCAAAAACUACGCGACAUUGCCCUUGUGGAAGAUCGUUUCAAAACUGGAAAAUAUUUUCGAUCUUGGUUACGAUUCGCCCCCAAACAGUACUGUACGAGGCCGAUAAUGAUUCCAUCAAAAAGCACAGAUGAAAGACGUCUAGAGAAAACAUUGAUGAAAAAGGUGAUUGGCCUCAUAGAUAAAGUAUCCACAGAGCAAAGAAGGUUCAAUAGAUUGCCUUUGAAAGGAGCUGCAAUUUGGGGUGCUCUUUACAUCAUUUCCUUUUGUCUUGUGAAAAUUUUUUGUUCCUGCAUCAUUGCAGCUUGCGACAGUUUCUUCCGCCGAGUGCGAAAUUUUGCAAAACAUAAUCGGCAAAAGGAGAUUUUUGUCGUGAAAACAGAUCUUUCUAACUGCUUUGACCGGAUAAAUUUGUCAAAGCUGCGCGAAGUUCUAGAGACGGUAGCCAACCCGAAAAGGUUCUAUUUUAUUCGCAGGGAGAUAGCUCGUUAUAACGCGGCUUCGCUUAGUCGUAUGGAUUCUGAAAUAAGUCGUGGCACUUGGGAAGACGCUAUUAAAAUUAUUCAGGACACCAUAGUCAACCGAUUGAUAAUAUUCAAUAAUCGGACUUAUAUUGCUCAUCGUGGCAUACCUCAAGGCAGUGCUGUAUCAACGCGGCUCUGUGAUUUGUAUUUGGGUGCUAUGGAGCGAGAUUUUUUUAAUUCAGUGCUCAAGAGUCCGGAUGCCUUAUUGAUCCGCUAUGUAGAUGAUUAUCUUUUGUUGACCACUGACCAGAAGUUAGCAGAGGAGCAUGAUGUUUUUCAGUUCCUUUUACACCUCUUAGACGGAGUUGGCUGCAGGUAUGAUAUGAAAGCAGAUCCUACAAAAACUCAGAUUAAUUUCAUUUCUGCGGCGUUAGCAAAAUAUCAGCAUUUAUUGGAAAUUGUUGAGCCUGACGGCUGCGUGGUUUGGUGCGGUUACGAGGUUUAUCCGAAAACCCUAAGGAUAUCAAUUGAUAGGAGGAAGAGAAGUCACGGAUUUUUUCUUCAAAGUAUUCAACAUAUAAGAGGCUCAAGAAUGAAACGCAAAGCAAUUAUGCGAUACACUCGAGCAGCUUUAUAUGGAAGAAGUUAUGUGUUGUCUCAUACAAAAAAUGACGAGUGGAGAGAUCGGACUCUCAGGGAUUUAGCUCGUUUCGGUUACGAAACAUAUGGACUGCCUCUUGCCAAAAAGCUUGGAUUGAAUAUGAAGGUAGAGUUUGUAAACAAGAAAAGUAACACAGUUUGA